Molecule: messenger RNA, 3526 nt
Organism: Venturia canescens
Lineage: Eukaryota; Metazoa; Arthropoda; Insecta; Hymenoptera; Ichneumonidae
Exons: 2
Coding region: 1036-2253 (405 amino acids)
Biological process (GO): store-operated calcium entry
Cellular component (GO): membrane
Molecular function (GO): store-operated calcium channel activity
Source: RefSeq, a predicted model, not a curated record
AUGCUUUUCCGUUCCAAGUUGUUCAGUUCGUUCCGAGAUUGCCUCGGCUACGCCAAGGUCUGUUUUGUUGCUGUCGCGCGUCUUCCCUUCGUGAUUCGUGAGCGCGCGCCGAAUGAACGGGAAGAGGGCAUCGAAUGUAAAUCGGAUUUCGAUGCUGUUGACAAAGGGGAACAAAAUGUGGCUCAAUUUUUUUGCAAUGUUUUUGCGGAUGGGGCCGAUGGAAAAAGUAUGUUUUUCUUCCGAUCUCCGACGAACUAACUUCGUUUGAGUGGACUAUUUUUUUUUUCGGGACAUUUCGAGUUUCGUGACAUUUUAUUCGAUCGCAGUUGCGGUGCAAAGUGAACGAUUCGUGCCGCCGUUGGAGGUUUCAUGUUUGAGAAAAAUUCACGCGCGCUUCCGAAAACUAUGUUUAGUCGUGCGAUCGUCAAAUUUUACCAUUCGGACAACGAAUUCGUUCAUGUGCUUUUUAUUAUUUAACCAAGUGGUCAAAGCAAAUGCAGACUUUUACAGUGUCGAUCUUCGAACCAUUGCGUCCCCCUGAGACUAUAACGCGCGCUUGAAAACCAUUUAAAUUCUACAUUGAACUGCUUGACUGGAGAAUUAACUUGGCACUGGUUUGUUAAGUGACUUGUCAAUUGAAACUAUCAAGGGUCCGCUCAUUCGAUGCAUCAUGAAGGACUCGGCGCCGCAGCGUAGCUAAUUUCCAUUUAGUCAAAUCGUAGACUAUCGACUGUCGAUGCUAGUCGGAGGUGAAGUUACGGCAAACGUGUUUUAACCGGAGUAUAAAAAUGAUUGAAUUUGUGGAUUAAUACGAAAGAUGCGGAAGAAACACGAGUGAAACAACGUGGCGUGGCGAGUCGUAAAUUCCGAUUAUAAACCGAAAAAAGGGGAGCCUCCGUAUCUCUAUAAAUCUCGGAAGAGCGGAGACUUUUUCCGUCUCUUUUUCUCACGUUGGGAAGCGAUAAGAGCUCGAUUAUGUCGCGUAUUCGCUCUCGAUCCUGCUGAAUAAGAACAACCUCACUUAUCUCGCUUUCUAUGAACUUUUUGAGCAGUUUUUUCACCGCCAUUGUCACGAUGUCGAACGAGCAGGUGGCGCUGAACGCGAGUGAACCGGAGGAUCAAUUGAGCUACCGUAAAAGCGGCGCGAGUCAACCGCACAUCGAUGCCUCGCCGAGAAACGGAAAAUUCGGCACGAGCUCGGCGAGCAACUCGGGCGAGGAAAGUUUCCUCCGCUCGAAUAGUCACCACCACAAUCCUCCUCAUCACAGCAACAACAACAAAUCAACACAAAUUGACUUUCCAAUAUCGGGUUGGCGCUACGGCGGACAAGGAGUGAACUACAGUCGAGCAACGAGGCCGACCUCUGUAGGACAUCUGUCGAAAUUAAAUCAGUUUAACGGAUCGAACGUCUCGAUUUAUACCCCGACGAGGAACACUCUCUACUCGAGCCGCAGCGAGGUUAUACUCUCGCCCAGGAACCGUCAGCCCAGCAGAUUCGUCGCACUCGACAUCCUCAAGUCCUCCGUCCCGAACGCACAAUGCGCACCUUUCUCGGCGAGCAAUUAUUCGACCAACAAUCCCAACUGCAAUUGCUGCUGCAAUUGCAACGGAAUGCAAAACAAUCAAAUGCCCUCGAGCCAUCAGCAACAACACGAAGAUCCUGACGGCCCCGAGGGCCUCUCCUGGCGGAGGCUUCACAUGAGCCGUGCCAAGCUCAAGGCCACUGCAACCACGUCCGAAUUGCUCAGUGGUUUUGCCAUGGUGGCGAUGGUGGAGCUUCAAGUGAACGAACCAACGGCUGUGCCUGAAUGGUUGUUCGUAACAUUCGCGGUAUGCACGACAGUGCUCGUUUCGGUGCACAUAUUCGCUUUAAUGAUAAGCACGUACUUGUUGCCGAACGUCGAGGCAAUAAGUAAGCUCCAGAUUUCGAGUCUGGUGACGGAAUCGCCGCACGAAAGAAUGCGAGGCUUCAUCGAGUUGGCUUGGGCCUUUUCGACGGUCCUUGGUCUCUUUCUCUUCCUCGUCGAGGUUGCCAUUCUCUGCUGGGUGAAGUUUUGGGAUUAUUCGUUUAUGGCAGCGACUGCGAGCACGAUCAUCGUCAUCCCCGUCCUCAUAGUAUUCGUCGCUUUCGCUGUGCACUUCUACCAUUCCUUGGUCGUUUACAAGUGCGAAGCCUCGUCCACCGACAUGGCCGAAUUGGAGAAAAUAAAAAGAAAAUUAGACAAUGCACACAGCGCCCAAACCACCGUAUGAACGAACAAUUCAACAUUUUUUCGUUCCAUCUGCUCAAAAUGUAAAUCGUUAUUGGUAUGUGCAACGAAAAUUUCCUCACAGUUAUCAAGUUCAAUGGCAAAUUUCUUUCUUUCAUUUAUCCUCAAUUAUCAAACGAGAAAAAAGAAUAUUCAUUUUCAUGAUACUUGAAUAACAGUGGAAAAAAAUGCGUUGCAUUUUUAUAGUAUAAAUUGAAACUAAUUCAAUCUGAGAAUUGUUUCUCGUAUAAAUUUAUAAACGCGAGGCAUUUGCGUCGAGUCACUUGGCUUGUGACAUCAUCUUCAGCAAUGUUUUCCUCCCAACCCAGUUUUCCCCGAGCUCCAAAGGAGUGUAAACCCCGUUAAUGGAUCAUUUUUAUUAUUUAUUCAGUAUUUUAAGUUUUUUUUCUGUAUCGCCUGAGUACGAUUGUGCAGAGUUUGCGGCCGAUCCAUAAAUUCCUCGUCGAUUACACGACGCGCGUUAUUCGAUCAAACAUCUUCCCCCUUUCGGUUUAUGAGAAGUGGACAUAGAAAUGGAACCGAUACGAUCGAGUUAUCGCGAUAACGAGACGGUAUCAUCACUUUCUUGUAGCAUCUGAAAAGAAAAGUCCGAUUAUCGUCAUGCGAGCUGUGAAAAGUGUCGCUUCUUAUCGAAGAAUUUCUUGAACAAAUUCGUCGACCUUCAACGACAGAAAACAGAUUGAAAUAAACUUUGUAAAAAAACAGAAAUGCUGUCGAGGCGAAGCCGAGUUCGAUUAUUCUGUGCAAAGUGUAAAUAAAUCUUGGGCUACAUCGCCCGAAACUUCGAGAUGAAAAAUAAUAUAAACCAACGAGGAAGAGAAGAAUCCUCAAAUGUUUCAAAGUCUUCUCGAUCCCAAGACAAAUCGGAAAGCGUUCGCGUUAACGAAUAAAAAAAUAAAAACGAUAAAAAAUGUCGAACUGACUUUCAAGAAGACUAAUUACCGAUAAAUAUUUAGCGAACACGAGUUUGUGACGAGUGAAACGGGAGAUUGCGAACAAUUGUACCGAGGGGUCGUUUAGUAUUAUCAAUCGUGUGCUUCGAUCAGCAUAAUUAAACAAUAAUUCAUGUCCAAUAAGUAUCAAUGUGUUCACUCGAAAAUUUAUGACCAUAUUUGUACAUCGAUGAAAGAAAAGUAAUAACGAAUCGAUUGUCUUCCAAAAAAAUUUUGUAUCUGUUGCACAUGCGAUAUAAAAUUGAGUGGAAAAAAAAAUGUGUAGAAAGAGGGGUUGACGAGGAAAAAAAUUCACAAAACUGA